AUGAAUCAGCUUCGAGUUUCUAAAGAGAUUCUUCGCCUGAGAGUAAGCAAGAAUCUCAGGCAGUUUCAUAGCGUCAUUGGAGGCGAUUCCGUGCGCCAGAAAUACGCGAAAUUGGGCUUCAAUUAUGAAGAAUUAUCUGCUGCUUCAAAGAGGCAGUUUCAGAGCUCGAAUUUGGAAGAUUGGCUUCCCAAGUUCGAGCAAAAAUCAAAAGAACAAAUCGCCCAAAUGGAGGAAAGCUUCAGUAACAAACACGUAGACUCGCUGAAUGCUCUGCUCAAAGAAAAACCUUACCUGGCGAAUCCGUUGAUUGUUCGAGCGAUUUCAGAGAUCGAAAAAGACAUGGAAAAGACAACUUCUCAAAUUUUCACGCGAUUCAUUUUCUGGGUCGGUUUUUAUGUUCUUCUUCUACUACCGCCGCUGGUGACGAUGUUUACUGAUCCAGAAUCGUCUGUUUCGUGCAACAAAAUCGUCGAGAUUCCAAUGCUUGAGUCGUCGAAUCCGCUUGAUGAAAUUUUAAGUGCUACUCUUGGAAAAUCAUCAUCACCCGCGCUGCUCGAUUUUUUCAAACGUCGUGAGUCGGCAGAAGAGCUUGAAAGAAUAACGAUCAGAUUCUCGGGGACGAAACCGAGGACGACGGAGGAGGAGCUGGCGGAGACGAGAUUGGCGCUGGAGAAAGAGCUUUUUGAGAGCGUGAAGGAGAGCGAAGAUGCUGUGCAAGUUAUUAAAGAUAUUUGGGUACCAGCUGUUGAAACUUUCUUCUGGUCUACGUUCGGCUUCUACUUUUUCUCCGCUCUUUCUUAUUCUGUCCCGUUUCUUACAUCUCUAAAGAUGGCUGCGAGAAGAGUACUUUACAUCGGCAAACGAGCAAGUUUAUGCGUUUGGGCAUUCGGCAUCGUCGAGCUUUUGCACAACAUUUCGAUGCUUAUCUUAUAUUUCCAAAGUUAUAUCAUGGAGUCAAAGUAUAGAGCUCUGAUGAUGCUUGAAAAAGACGACUUUAAUAGGCAACUGAUUCAUUCUUACGGAGCUAGAGGUGUUGCUAUGGUCAGGUUGCUCGAAGAAAAUCCGGAGUCUGAUGAGGAACUAAUCCAACUGGCUAAAGAUAUUAUGUUUCACCACGAGAAUUCUGACGAAGAAGACGAUAGCAAUAUUCUGAGUGGCACCAUCUCUAUCAAUGACUCGAUUGUCGUUCAGCCAACGGUUCUCAUUCAAUCACCUUGCUAUCUCUUCUAA
This is a messenger RNA of Oikopleura dioica, 1230 nucleotides long. The record is from the annotation of a GenBank genome assembly. NCBI's taxonomy places the organism in Eukaryota, Metazoa, Chordata, Appendicularia, Copelata, Oikopleuridae.